ACUUCGUGACCCGUGUCAUCUUACCUCCUUCCAUCUACCCCCUGCUCGGAUAACUCGCAAUUUAUUAACAUUACCACAUUCACUCUCUCUUUAAUAUUAUCUUGCUACAUAGUGCUUUUUUCUUCUUUCCCACUCCCUCCAUUCCUUCAGUUUCUAAUAUCACUUUAAUAAUCCUUUCCUUUACACUUUUCUUCGUUGUCUAUUGUCUGUUGUUUACUUAGCAUUGUGUGGGAUGAAGGUACAUACUAACUAUGCAUUUCGAUCUAAUCUUAUCUUCAUGGUAUUAAUUUUUGGGCGACUUUAGAGAAGGGUUCAUUCGAGCGCAUCCAUAUCACCUAGCCUGCCUGGACAUUAACAAUAUUAAAACUAUUAAUAAGAUACUUAACACGUCAACCGAGACCCGCCAAUUUUUAACUAUCACAAACCCGAUUUAUACGAUUUAUACCCUGAUUGCGAUAGCGACCGCGCAUGCGAUCGCAGCCGCGACAGUGCAACGCGACUACAAUCACGACCGCAACUAGCAACAAUCAACUACGUCUCCUUUCUAUCGGGGUUCAUAGCAAACACCCCCCUUCUUAAAUGUAUCCUGGGGUCGGGAACUAUGUGGCGGCGUACCUAUUUGCUUCUAAUUCUGGUACGGCUUGGAUUUGCUCUUUCGCCGAGCUAUCUUCACCCGGACGAGAAUUUUCAAGGUCCCGAGGUCAUAGCUGGUCAAAUCUUCAGCUAUCCGGUCCGACUGACUUGGGAAUUUACGAGCGAGCAUCCUAUACGCAGUGUUUUUCCUCUAUGGCCGGUUUACGGGCUGCCUAUGCUCUUGUUGCGAUGGCUGUGGAUUGGCAAUGGCAACGACGGCGAGAUUCCACCGAUCGCCGUAUUUUGGACGUUGCGCGUCCUGAUGUUUAUCAUCAGCUUCGUCCUAGAGGACUGGGCUAUUCAUGAGUUAGUUCAGUCACGGCGGCACCGCCAAGUUGCUCAGUUGCUAGUCGCAUCUUCGUAUGUAACUUGGACAUUUCAGACUCAUACCUUCUCUAACUCUAUCGAGACACUUGUGGUUGCUUGGUGCUUGGUACUCGUUGAACGCAUUCUCGAGGCUUCGGCUUCUUCUUCCCUAACGGCAUCGACGGUCCUCGGUAUCGUGGCUGUCUUCGGUGUUUUUAAUAGAAUAACAUUCCCUGCGUUUUUACUUAUUCCCGGACUUCAAUUGAUACCCCAUUUCAUAAAGAAACCUUUGUCUUUGCUCGUCAUGGCAGCUUCUGGGCUUUUGACUGGUUUAAUUGCUAUCUCGCUCGAUACGUCCUUCUAUACUCCGCAUUCCAUCUCUUGGUCGGAUCUUUACCGUCAUCCGGUGAUCACACCGUUAAAUAAUCUCCAAUACAACAUCUCUCCUUCCAACUUGGCGGAGCAUGGGUUGCACCCUUGGUACCAGCAUAUCUUGGUCAACCUUCCACUACUUGUAGGGCCAGCCGUAGCGCUCCUAUUUGCGAAACCGCAUCUGUCUCUGAGACUUUCAUCGGCGAUAUCCGGCGUGUUUGUUUUAUCGAUAUUCCAACACCAAGAAGCCCGGUUCUUACUUCCCACAAUACCACUCCUUCUCUCGUCCCUACAGCUUCCGAAGAACCCAACGCUUUUCAAAGUUUGGGUUGGUGCUUGGGUGGGUUUCAAUGUGAUCCUCGGCCUGCUUAUGGGGGUAUAUCACCAGGGCGGUAUCGUGCCGGCUCAAGUGUUCUUGAGCAAACAACCUGACGCGACGCAGGCUAUAUGGUGGAAGACGUAUAUGCCGCCGAUUUGGCUUCUGAAUGGGAAGAAUGCUGUUCUCAAUACAAGAGACGUGGCGGGGAUGGAGGGAAAUGAACUACUCGAAGAACUAGACCGGAUAGCAACCUGUGAUACACCGGCCGACAGGAGGAACUUUGAAUAUCUCAAGGAGCGGAAUGGCACAUAUCUCAUCGCACCACUCUCAUCGAUAUGGCUGGACCCGUAUUUAGAUAAUAAGGGUCUAGAAGGACUUAGGUUUCGGGAGGUUUGGAGGUAUACCAAACACCUGAACCUGGACGAUUUAGAUUGGGCGGAGGAUGGAGUCUGGCCUACUUUGAAGAGGGCGGUUGGCAGACGAGGACUGGCUGCUUGGAGAGUAACCAAGAGCUGCGGUCGUCCUGCGAAGUACGACCAGGUUCAAAUAUAAUGACAUCCAUACAUACCUCCUGACUACGAUUUUCCGUCCAGAACUUAUCAUCCAACGUGAAUUCCAACUUGCGGGGUUUUAUUUACGAGAAUUCACUUAAUAUUUUGUUGCCACUUACUUGAUUAUUGACGUUAGGUAUCGACCUAGGUAGUAGGUUCCAAGUUGAGGUGCUGCUACAUGGUAUCAUGAUGUAAGUUGAGGGGAAAAUGGAUAUCCCGGUGCGACCAUUAGACUCUAAUAUAAACCAAU
Messenger RNA from Annulohypoxylon maeteangense, 2431 nucleotides. RefSeq names its product GPI mannosyltransferase 4. The transcript has 4 exons. Lineage: Eukaryota; Fungi; Ascomycota; Sordariomycetes; Xylariales; Hypoxylaceae. Gene Ontology annotation, cellular component: endoplasmic reticulum membrane. Gene Ontology annotation, biological process: GPI anchor biosynthetic process. Gene Ontology annotation, molecular function: alpha-1,2-mannosyltransferase activity. The record is from RefSeq and is a predicted model, not a curated record. Bases 602 to 2182 code for a protein of 526 amino acids.